Molecule: messenger RNA, 2045 nt
Organism: Jaculus jaculus (lesser Egyptian jerboa)
Lineage: Eukaryota; Metazoa; Chordata; Mammalia; Rodentia; Dipodidae
Gene: Tmem41b
Product: transmembrane protein 41B
Exons: 7
Coding region: 148-1023 (291 amino acids)
Cellular component (GO): endoplasmic reticulum membrane
Source: RefSeq, a predicted model, not a curated record
GAGGUCGCCUCGGGCGGGGCGGUCGCGCCGGAAGUGGCUCUGGCCUUGGUGCUUCGGUGUGGGUGAAAGGAAGCUGCGGCUGGAGUUGGGCUGCUGAGGGGCCGCGCGGCUCGGUCGGGCUCUUCCCCACCUUCCCUUGCUACAGCCAUGGCGAAAGGCAGAGGCGCCGAGAGGUCGCCGACGGAGCCACUCCACGCGACCCCAGUGGGCGACCCGACAUCGGGGACGCGGGGUUCCGCGGCACCCGGCAGCCGAGACCACCUGAAGGAAAAAGCCUCUGUAGAAGCUGGAUCUGCAAGAAUGUCACUUCUUAUAUUGGUCUCCAUCUUCUUAUGUGCAGCUUUUGUUAUGUUUUUGGUAUAUAAGAACUUUCCUCAGCUUAGUGAUGAAGAAAGAGUGAACAUGAAGGUUCCCCGAGAUAUGGAUGACGCCAAGGCUCUGGGAAAAGUGCUGUCCAAAUACAAGGACACCUUCUACGUACAAGUGCUUGUAGCUUAUUUUACUACAUAUAUUUUUUUGCAAACAUUUGCUAUUCCAGGCUCUAUAUUUCUCAGUAUACUCUCGGGGUUUCUUUAUCCCUUUCCACUAGCCUUAUUCCUUGUUUGUUUGUGUUCCGGACUUGGUGCCUCAUUCUGCUAUAUGCUCUCCUACUUAGUUGGAAGACCAGUUGUAUAUAAAUACCUGACAGAAAAAGCAAUAAAAUGGUCACAGCAGGUUGAACGUCAUAGAGAACAUCUCAUUAACUACAUUAUAUUUUUGAGAAUAACACCAUUUCUGCCUAAUUGGUUUAUUAAUAUUACAUCUCCUGUGAUAAAUGUGCCACUGAAAGUAUUUUUCAUUGGUACUUUUCUAGGUGUUGCACCUCCCUCUUUUGUAGCAAUUAAAGCAGGAACAACGCUGUACCAGCUUACAACAGCAGGGGAAGCUGUUUCCUGGAACUCAGUGUUUAUUCUGAUGAUUUUGGCUGUUCUUUCUAUUCUGCCAGCCAUCUUCCAGAAAAAACUAAAACAGAAAUUUGAGUGAAAAAAUCCCCGGGAAUUUAGUUCUCAUGUUACCACCGCCAUCCUCGUCAUCUCAGGAUUCUCAGGCGCAUCCGUGUUACGUUUGUAAAUCGCCUCUUCAGUAACUGAAAGAAGCACUUUAAAGUAACACAUUAGAGUGGCAAGGGCGAACAGAAAGUCCAAGUGGAAAUUGGCAUACUCUUGACAAGUGCUGUCCUUGCUACUUAACGAUAAAUACUUUGCACAUGCCUAUACCAAGAGCAGCUACAGGUAGAUCAUUCAUAGUGGCUUGGUAUGAAAUUCUUGAUCUAAGAGAUUUAUUAAAUUUGUUGUUUUGCUCUUUCAUGUCUAAUUGCUAACUAAAAUGUGAACCUGGGUGCAGUAGUACAUGCCUGUAAUGCCAGCUACUCGGGAUACUGAGGCCAGACGCUUGUGUAACUAGCUUGGGUAACACAGCAAGAAAGUAAAAUAAUGUAAAAUGAAAUAAUAAAAAUACAGAGCACAAACUGGACAAGUGAUGCAUAAAAGAGAUUUGUAUUUUCUUCCUCUGGUUACUUUUGGGGUAAUGAAUUUGGUGAGAAGUUAUAUCUUCUUAGACCAAUGAAUAUAGAAAGGAUAUUAAGUUAACUAUUUUGUGAAUUUUUAAUUAUAUUUUUUCAUUGUAGACUUUUAUCAUGAAUUAGCCUGGUAAUUUAAAUUCUAGCCAAUUUGUUUUCAUCCUUUCUCUAGGUUUUACAAUAUUUCCACAGUGUAUAUAUAAUAUGCAAUGAGAAUUAUAUAACUGUAUCAUAUUGGUGUUGAUAAUGUAUAUUCAGAUAAUAUUUUGUUACAGUGUCUCUUUAAUAUCUCAAAAUAGGUUCUAAAAGGUAAAUACUCAAAGCAGGUAGUUUUUAGACAUCAGAAUAAUUAUCUUGUAAACAAACUGACAAGAGGACACUAGUGUUUAAAUAUAGUUUAUUCCAAUGACUGUACAUUUUAAAUCCUCAUUUGUCUGGUCAUUGAAGAAUGUAUUAUGUAAUUAUCCUUUUUUUUUUUUUUUUUUUU